Molecule: messenger RNA, 990 nt
Organism: Anopheles marshallii
Lineage: Eukaryota; Metazoa; Arthropoda; Insecta; Diptera; Culicidae
Product: solute carrier family 66 member 2
Exons: 6
Coding region: 1-990 (329 amino acids)
Biological process (GO): phospholipid translocation; retrograde transport, endosome to Golgi
Cellular component (GO): trans-Golgi network; endosome
Source: RefSeq, a predicted model, not a curated record
AUGGAUUGGAUUAUUAACGAUGAGCUUGGGCUCACGGUGGGCCAUCUGGUUGGGUGGACGUCUGCAUCGUUCAUGGUCGUCGGAGGAGUGUUGCCGUACAUUCCGCAAUACCGGCAAAUCAAACAGACGCAAGACCCGGAAGGGUUCUCCCUCCACGUUUGCCUUGCACUUCUAGUGGCCAACACACUGCGAAUUCUCUUCUGGUUUUCCAGCCGCUACGAGCUUCCAUUGCUGGUGCAGAGUGUGGUGAUGAACAUAACCAUGUUCCUGAUGAUACACCUGUGCGUGAAGGUGCGCCGGAACAAUGCGAUCAUGCGUAUGCGGGAGCGUGUCUUUUCAGGAACGGACGGGGUCGUUAGCGAGGUGCUCGGCAAGAGUGGUGAAGGUGGUGUAAUUAACAUACGCAGAUCAUCGAGCACCAAUCUCACUGCGGCGGCCGCCGGUGCCAAUGCAGCGACAACGGUCACGGCCAAUCUCAGCAACACCACCAGCAUCGGUAUCGGAUCGGCCCUGGUAACGCAACCGCCGGACGUUGGUGGGCAGUCAAGAACGCUGAAGAAAUCGCGAUCUCGUCACUAUAUCCUGGACUUCGAUUCGCGUUACUUCUGGCAGUGGACGGAUUUCCAGUCGUACCUCGAUUUUAUGCUCGUCGUAUGGGCAGUCGGUGCUGUCAUCACGUAUCUGAUGCUUUCCGUUACCUGGUUCAUGGAGACAAUCGGCUUCCUAGCCGUCUUUACCGAGGCAAUGUUAGGCCUUCCACAGUUUGUAAGGAACUAUAAAAAUAAAUCUACGCAUGGGAUGAGCAUCUGCAUGGUGAUCAUGUGGACUGCUGGUGAUAUGUUUAAGACUGGUUACUUUAUUUUAAGACAUGCACCCACACAAUUCUGGAUUUGCGGUACGCUGCAGGUCAGCUUAGAUCUUGCUAUAUUGCUGCAGGUCUACAUUUAUCGUAAGAAUCCCGCGCCACGUAAUGCGCAUCGCGGCGAUUAG